AUGCGCUGUUGAUAGAAUCCAAAACCCCUUAAAUUCCCCAAAUUUGUCUUUGUUUUUGCAGGGAUUGUUUCGAAAAACAGCCACGUUGUGAACCAUAUCUCCACUACAAACCUAACUUUAUUUUACCAUCUCAAAACCCAAAGCUAUAGCUUUGUCGUUGACAAUGGUAAAGCUCCAGGACACUAGUUUAGUCUCUUCAUUACUAAAUUAUAAUACACAAUAAAUAUUCAAAAGUCUCUCUCUCUGCAUUAGCUUUUUAAGUUAAGGAACUUGUAAAGAAUCCAUGUCAAAUACAGGGAGAAGAGGAGAAAUGCUGGCAGCUUGGAUUUCUUUGAAGGAGAAUGUCAACUGUGUAUGCAGGCUCACCGAUGUCGUUGGAAAACCAGAAAAAGCUUGUGGGAACUCAAGAAACCAGAGCUUGGAGAAACAGCUUGUUCAUCAACUCAGAAACCCUUUUCGAGAAGCACUCUUUAGGCCAAUCUAUCCUAAAACACAGAUUUAUGAACUCAACAUUGGUGACCCAUCAAGGAACAUCAUCGAGUUGAUCUUUCAAAGAGCAUCAAUGGAUCCUUCAAAGCCAUCAUGGAAGGUGAAAAAGGUUCUAAAAGUGAAGAACUCCAUAGAAGUUCUCAAAAGGUUUGAGGAUUACAGAGAAAAAGUCAUAAUAAAAUCCAACCAACAACGCAGGAGACAUCCAAGGAGCACCAUAGAUGGGAACGAGCUGUUACUUUUCUACGGCACUACGACGGCCUGCUGCAGGAAGCCGAGACCGGUGUCUGAGCUUUGCAGAGACCCGAGCUGUCGAGUGUGCCGGAUUAUUCAUUCCAGAUUCGACAUGGAAUUCACUAGGAAAAAUGGGGUUAGAUUGAGCACUAGCAGUGAAGAAGUGAGUGAUAAUAUGGUAUCUUUCAAGUUGAAGAACUUGAGAAGGGCUGUAAUAGUUUGCAGGGUAAUUGCAGGGAGUAUAGCAAAUACCACCGGUGGGGCGUAUGGAGAUUUUGAUUCCAUUGGGCGUGAAGGGCCUCAAUCCAACUUAGAGUAUUUGAUUGUACAAAAUCCCUGUGCUAUACUUCCUUGUUUUGUCAUAGUUUUUAAUUAAUAUGUUUACGUUUAGCCUAAUCCA
Messenger RNA from Hibiscus syriacus, 1123 nucleotides. RefSeq lists its product as uncharacterized. NCBI's taxonomy places the organism in Eukaryota, Viridiplantae, Streptophyta, Magnoliopsida, Malvales, Malvaceae. The transcript is spliced from 2 exons. The record is from RefSeq and is a predicted model, not a curated record. The coding region runs from base 284 to 1099 and encodes 271 amino acids.